Rattus rattus (black rat) is the source of this 2308-nucleotide messenger RNA. It is a transcript of the gene Grap2, whose product is annotated as GRB2 related adaptor protein 2. The coding region runs from base 116 to 1096 and encodes 326 amino acids. The record is from RefSeq and is a predicted model, not a curated record. Gene Ontology annotation, molecular function: protein binding. The transcript has 8 exons. NCBI's taxonomy places the organism in Eukaryota, Metazoa, Chordata, Mammalia, Rodentia, Muridae.
CUUGACAUUUGAGUGCAUCUUCCCACCGGCAAAAGACGAAUCUAAUAACUCGUUGUCAAAGCCAAGAUACACACUCAACUCAGGCUCUUCGCUUCCCAAAGCUUCUCGUCAAGACAUGGAAGCUAUUGCCAAGUUCGAUUUCAUGGCCUCGGGUGAGGACGAAUUGAGCUUUCACACUGGAGAUAUUCUGAAGAUCCUAAGCAACCAGGAGGAGUGGCUCAAGGCGGAGCUUGGAAGCCAAGAAGGAUAUGUGCCUAAGAAUUUUAUAGAUAUCGAGUUUCCUGAGUGGUUCCAUGAAGGCCUCUCUCGACAUCAGGCAGAAAACUUACUCAUGGGCAAGGAAAUUGGAUUCUUCGUCAUCAGGGCCAGCCAGAGUUCGCCAGGAGACUUCUCCAUCUCUGUCAGGCAUGAGGACGAUGUUCAGCACUUCAAAGUCAUGCGAGACACCAAGGGCAAUUACUUCCUGUGGACUGAGAAGUUCCCGUCCCUAAAUAAGCUGGUGGACUACUACCGGACAACUUCCAUCUCCAAACAGAAGCAGAUCUUCCUUCGGGAUGGAACCCAAGAUCAGCAGGGUCACCGGGGCAACAGCCUGGACAGGAGAACCCAGGGAGGCCCUCCCAGGGAGGUUCCAAGUGGGACUGCAGGAGAAGAAAUCCGACCCUUGAUGAACCGGAAGCUGUCAGACCACCUUCCUCUGGGUACCCAGCAGUUCCACCCGCACCAGCAGCUGCCCCCCCAGUUCCCGCCAGGGCCCCAGCCCCCUCCACAGCAGCGCUAUCUGCAGCAUUUUCACCAGGACCGUCGUGGAGGCAGCCUGGACAUAAACGAUGGACACCUCGGCAUUGGCAGUGAGAUGAAUGCCACCCUGAUGCACCGGAGACAUACAGACCCCGUACAACUCCAAGCGGCAGGGCGAGUGCGCUGGGCCAGGGCACUCUAUGACUUUGAGGCCCUGGAGGAAGAUGAGCUGGGGCUCAGAAGUGGAGAGGUGGUCGAAGUCCUGGACAGCUCCAACCCGUCUUGGUGGACCGGCCGCCUGCACAACAAACUGGGUCUCUUCCCUGCCAACUAUGUGGCCCCCAUGAUGCGAUGAGUCAUGCUGGGAGGCUUAGGGGCUUUUCGUCUGAAGCCUCCUGCAAGACGGGGGCAAGGGAGAAAAGCUGAACUCGAUAACUACACAUACAUGCAUACAUGUGCAUGUGUGCGCCUGUGUACACACAACAUGUAUAUGGACGCCUAUGUCUACACACAACAGUUUAUAAUAGUAAUUUAUUGGCAGGCAGGGUUGGCUGGUUGACUGGCGUGAGAAGGAACUGGGGUGGAGAGGGGGGCGUUUUGCCUGACUCUUCUCUGUGUGAGAGGGCAGCGGGGAGCUGGGAGCAGGGCAGGGAAUCGUCUUUUCCCAGCCCUUGAACUUUCACCGGCUUCUUUCCUGGCUUGGGAAUUGUCUAAGAGAGCAAGCAGCUAAGCAGAGAUCACACCCCUGGGAUGAACGUACAGCAUGGGGCUGGGCUGGGCGGGGCAUGUUAGGUAGUUCACCUGGCCCUGUCCACUUACAGGGCAGCUCUCCUCUUCUGCCCAGAGCAGGGGCUGCGCCCUGAGAAUUAAGGUGUAGCAGAUGCAGGGCUUUAGGCACCAAGCAAGUCUGAGCAGGGAGCGGGCAAGGGUGUGGUUGGGAGGCUCCGCUUGGUGUGGGAGAGCCCUACAAGCUCAGGCCUAGUCGAUGACUGGCUGGGACUUUUACUUUCCAUCAGAGACUGUCCCUGGGGUAAUCCUCUUCCUCCAUGGCUGACAAGAGAGUUAGAACACAGGAACACUGCAGAGCCCAGUGCUAGGGAAUGCACAGGGGUUCUCCACAGGCCCCUGUGGCUUACUUGAAUGCAGCUUCUGUUUCCCCAAGCUGCAGAGAAAGCUGCAGCCUAAAUUCUUCGAAGUGCUCGGAGAAGGCCUGGCUGAGAAUGUGGGAUGUGUCAGCAGCCUCACUCUGUGGUAACAACAGUGUCUCUGGGGAGCUCAAUUGGGUUUUGCUCCCGGUUUUCUGUGGUUGAGGACAUCUUUGCCAGUGGAUGAGAGGGAAGCCAAGAGCACUGACUGCAGAUCGAUAGCUAGACUGACAGACGGACUCUAACCCUCACUGGAGCUUCAUGGAAGAAGAGUUUCCUCUUCUGUUUGAGUGCUAGGCUCCCCUAGCCUCCCUCCACCUAGGAAGAGGAACCCCACUGCCGCUGUCCCUCUGUCACCUUAAACCAGAAUUGUGUGUCCUGGCGCCCAACCUCGGAAAUAAAGCACAGAGAAGGACAUGAGA